AUGUAUCCCAGGGUGGUUCGUUCAUCCACCUUAGAGCCCACAGUGUUGCUGGGGCUGCUGCUCCUAUGGGGGCCUCUAGGGGCCCAGACCCAGAAUGACACAGAGCCUAUCGUCCUGGAAGGAAAGUGUUUGGUGAUCUGUGACUCCACUCCCAACUCUGAGCCAGCGGGAAAUGCCCUGGGCAUGUCAGUACGCUCAGGCACCGGCCGGGUGGCCUUCUCUGCCACCCGCCAGACAAACCACGAGCCCACAGACAUGAGCAACCGCACCAUGAUCAUCUAUUUCGACCAGAUCCUGGUGAAUGUGGGCAAUCACUUUGACCAGGAGAGCAGUGUCUUCCUAGCCCCCAGGAGGGGAGUCUACAGCUUCAACUUCCAUGUAGUGAAGGCCUACAACAGACAAACUAUCCAGGUUAGUCUGAUGUUGAAUGGGUGGCCAAUGAUCUCAGCCUUCGCUGGGGACAUGGAUGUGACACGAGAGGCAGCCACCAACGCAGGCCUAGUGAUCAUGGAGAGGGGAGACAAGGCCUACCUCAAACUAGAGAGGGGAAACCUGAUGGGUGGCUGGAAGUAUUCCACCUUCUCCGGCUUCUUGGUUUUCCCCCUAUAG
Molecule: messenger RNA, 609 nt
Organism: Salvelinus namaycush (lake trout)
Lineage: Eukaryota; Metazoa; Chordata; Actinopteri; Salmoniformes; Salmonidae
Gene: cbln12
Product: cerebellin 12
Exons: 3
Coding region: 1-609 (202 amino acids)
Cellular component (GO): glutamatergic synapse; synaptic cleft
Molecular function (GO): protein binding
Source: RefSeq, a predicted model, not a curated record